Messenger RNA from Octodon degus (degu), 3149 nucleotides. RefSeq names its product ERBB receptor feedback inhibitor 1 (gene Errfi1). Lineage: Eukaryota; Metazoa; Chordata; Mammalia; Rodentia; Octodontidae. The record is from RefSeq and is a predicted model, not a curated record. The transcript has 4 exons. Gene Ontology annotation, cellular component: extrinsic component of cytoplasmic side of plasma membrane. Gene Ontology annotation, biological process: regulation of keratinocyte differentiation; negative regulation of epidermal growth factor receptor signaling pathway. Bases 365 to 1750 code for a protein of 461 amino acids.
GGAGGACAGCCGCAGGUCCCCGCCUCUACCCGCAGCGCCACCCAGGAAUCUGCUGAGUUCCAACCGGAGGGUUUCUGUCUGUUUGCUUUUUUUUCUCACUUUAGCUACUCCUGGUUUGUUAUCAUUUGUGUUAUUUAUUUUACGGUUAAACUAUAAGCCCAAGUUGCAUCACUGGCGCCCCCAGAAACCUCUGCAGCCUCGCUGGCGACGCGUCCUUGGGCAUCAGUGGCCGUCCCUCCCCACCCCCCCUCGGUGCCAGGAGGCUUCGAGGUCAUUCGGGUCCCACAAGUGACAGGGAAUGAAAGCUACUGGGUGACCUCUAGCCCUUGGCUUCAGACUUGGAGACAUCCCAGAAUAAGGCACAAUGUCCACAGCAGGAGUGGCUGCUCAGGAGAUUCGGGCUCCAUUAAAGACCGGAUUUCUACACAAUGGCCAGGCCCUGGGGAGUAUGAAGACCUGCUGGGGCAGUCGAAGCGAGUUUGAAAAUACCUUCUUAAAUAUCGACCCCAUCACCAUGGCCUACAGUCUGAGCUCGCCAGCCCCGGAGCACCUGCCAUCUGUCAGGCACCCGGCGCAGCCUGCUCCGAUGAACGGCCACCACUUGGCAGCAGUCAGGCCCUCUCACAAGUCCAGCUUGCCCCCUCUCAUCAUUGCCCCGAGUGAUAGCCUAAGGCAGCGCGAAGAGAACCACGUCGUGUGUGGCUUUAAGAAACUCUCGGUGAGCGGGGCCUGCACCUCUACGCCUCCGCUCACCCCGGUCAAAGCUUGCCCUUCCUCGCUCGUGCCCUGCGCGGCGCUCUGUGAACGGGGCUCCAGGCCCCUGCCUCCGCUGCCCAUCUCUGAAGACCUCUCUCUGGAUGAGACGGACUGCGAGGUAGAAUUCCUGACCAGCUCAGACACCGACUUCCUCCUGGAAGACUGCACACUUUCCCAAUUCAGAUACGACCUUCCAGGCCGGCGCAGCUUCCGUGGGUGUGGACAGAUCAACUAUGCAUAUUUUGACACCCCCAGUGUUUCUGCUGCCGAUCUCAGCUGCGAGCCUGACCAAAACGGAGGGGUCCCCAGUCCCCGUCCUCCUCCCCCACAGACCCACCGCAGGUUGAGGCGGUCGCACUCAGGCCCCGCCGGCUCCUUUAGCAAGCCUGCCAUCCGCAUAUCCAGCUACGCACACAGGGCUUCGCCCAACUCUGAUGAAGACAAGCCUGAGGUGCCCCCCAGGGUUCCCAUCCCACCCCGGCCAGUGAAGCCAGAUUACAGAAGGUGGUCGGCAGAGGUGACUUCCAGUACCUACAGUGAUGAGGACAGGCCUCCCAAGGUCCCCCCAAGAGAACCCGUGUCCCAGAGCAACUCCCGCACACCAAGUCCCAAAAGCCUUCCGUCUUACCUCAAUGGGGUCAUGCCCCCGACGCAGAGCUUUGCCCCAGACCCCAAGUACGUCAGCAGCAAGGCCUUGCAGAGACAGAACAGCGAGGGCUCUGCCAACAAAGUUCCCUGCAUCCUGCCCAUCAUUGAGAAUGGCAAGAAGGUGAGCUCCACGCAUUACUACCUGCUACCCGAGAGGCCCCCGUACCUGGACAAGUACGAGAAGUUUUUUAGGGAAGCGGAAGAAACAAACCCGAGCACCCACAUCCAGCCUUUCCCUGCUGACUGUGCUGUGGCUUCGGCCAUGGAAAAGCUGGACUCGAAGAUGAAACCGGAGCUGGGUGGCCACACAAAGCGCAAACACUCAUCCUACGUGGUUUCUCCCUAGACUUGGGGCUCGCGGUGCGGUGGAAGUGACGUGGGAGCAGGUGGUUCUCCGUCCUCCAGCUUUGAGGUUCCCAGAACGAUCUGUCAGGUUGCAGCGUGAGACAGUUGAGCUCUGUGCUGAGGAGGUGGUGAGGUGCUGCCACGCUGAGAGAACUUACUCGAGGUUCUAACUUAAAGAUGUGAUGGGAGGGAAGGACGGGGAAGCUUCGAUGUAUGCUACGCUAUCUGCCUAUGUAUAAACUUGUGGUGUAACCCUAGACCAUAGCUGCAGGUUAACCCUAGUGACUAUCUUAGAGUAAUAUAUAUUCACAGUGAUGGGUGGAAAGCCAGCGCAGUGGCUCCCGACAGACCGGAAAUGAGCAAACGGAGGAAGAAAGCAGUAUGCUUUAGAUCAGAAUCACUCAAAACAUUGUUUUUGUUUAGUAAGUUUGAGGGUUUCCAGCCCGCUAGGUUUUGCUCCUUAUUUCUGAGGUGGUCUUCUCCAUGGAGGGCAUACAUUCUUGACCAGGUCUGUACCUGCCUGGUUUCAGAAUCAUCCCAGGACUUCACACUUCCAGGGUUUUUUUUUGUCUUGAGCGGAGGGAUAGCAGUUUGUCUAGAGCCGUAUCACCACCUGUGCAUGUCUCACUUCUUGAACAAAGAAGAGAUAAGGAAAUCCGCCAAUAAUUUUCCUUAUGGCGCCCGCCAUGGCGCAGGGAAGUGGCCCAUUGCAGCGUGGGCCCCGGGGACAGUGGGACCUGUCCGAGUCAGACACAGGCACUCAGGAGCCGGGGUUCAGGGUGUCCCUUCUACAAAGAUCGGAGCAGGUAGCUGCCGUUGAGAGUUACUGUGUGGGAUGUGUGUUGUGUUUUUUGUUUUUGUUUUUUUAGACUAUAUUAAUAAACAAAUACAGCACAAGCUGGCCUUGUGUUGAUGGUUCCUAUUCAGUAUUUCCUGGGAAUUGUUUGCUUUUUAAGUAAAACACUUCUGAGCAAGAGCGUGGUAUGUCUUAAGGCCAGAGGUCACAUCGGCGCCUUCCUGCUUUGAACACCUUCACGGCUGGCCGCUUUGCUGCCCCAGACCCGGCUCUGUUCCUGUCUUCACAUCCUCUGCCGCGUUUAUCUUGUUGGAUAAGCACGAAGGAGAAGGUGCUCGCUAACAGAGGAACAUGUCUGCGAUGUUCUCUUAACAGUUAAACAAGCUGUUUACAGUUUAAACUGCUGAAUGAUGUCAUUUGAGCUAUUUAAAGCUUAUUAUAUUUUAGUAUGAACUAAAUGAAGGUUAAAACAUGCUUUAGAAAAAUGCACUGAUUUCUGCAUUAUGUGUACAGUAUUGGACAAAGGAUUUUAUUCAUUUUGUUGCAUUAUUUUGAAUAUUGUCUUUUCAUUUUAAUAAAGUUAUAAUACUUAUUUAUGACACCA